Trichoderma harzianum CBS 226.95 is the source of this 978-nucleotide messenger RNA. RefSeq lists its product as hypothetical. The coding region runs from base 1 to 978 and encodes 325 amino acids. Gene Ontology annotation, cellular component: nucleus. Lineage: Eukaryota; Fungi; Ascomycota; Sordariomycetes; Hypocreales; Hypocreaceae. Gene Ontology annotation, molecular function: RNA polymerase II transcription regulatory region sequence-specific DNA binding; DNA-binding transcription factor activity, RNA polymerase II-specific. Gene Ontology annotation, biological process: regulation of transcription by RNA polymerase II. The transcript has 2 exons. The record is from RefSeq and is a predicted model, not a curated record.
AUGCAGCAAUAUACAUACAACGCCAGCCACGUCCACGGAAGUUGGCCAACUCCUGGCAACCCCUCUUACGGCGUCAACUCGGCUACAGGCCAGCAAACUGCUCCGAUGCAGACCGCAGGCGGGCCGUCAUAUACCGUUAAUGCGGCCAACGGAACCCAGCAUCCUUUGGGAACAGCAGCCUACGCCCCGCGAUCCCUCUAUCCCCAGCCCUACGGCACUCAGCGAAGCCCCCAGUCCCCCGCAGCCCCAGGGGAAGCGUCCUAUGAACAUCAUCCUUUUCAGUCUUCCAAUGGCCAGGAGAGCCACUCCAGUUUACCGUCAGGGAGCAUCACACAGGCGCCGUCCUUGUCCAAUGCUCCGGCCCAUGCUGAGCCGUACGGACACAGUCGAUCUUCUAUCAGCGGACCCAGCUACGGCUCUUCGUCGACUGCCCAGCCCCAGCCUGGCUUCUCCUACGCAACCCAGCACUCGCCGAGCAGCCACUCGCCCACGGGAGCGGCACCGCUUCCACGGGGUUUGGGCCAGCACCCACUCCCCUCCAUGGCGCCCCCCGGCCCCUAUCGCUCCUACCAGACUUACCAGGCACCGAUGUCAACGAUGGGCGGGCCCGUCAUGUCCAACAUUCACCAGCCCGGCAGCUCACUCUCGAUGAUUCCCGGAAUGGUUCCUCCUGGCUACGGGGGGGCCCCGGCCAUGAUGUACCCACACGCGCAACCACAAGCACAGCCUGAACGGCCAUUUAAGUGUGAUCAAUGCGUUCAGUCGUUUAGCCGUAAUCACGAUUUGAAACGUCACAAGCGCAUUCACCUUGCCGUCAAGCCAUUCCCGUGUACUUAUUGUGCCAAGAGCUUUUCACGAAAGGACGCUCUAAAGAGACACCGAUUGGUCAAGGGCUGUGAAAAUAAGAGCCACGAGACUUCUGCCGAGAACCCCAGCGCUUCAGACGAAGGGGUCCAGCGAAAUGGAGAGGCCGGCUAA